Molecule: messenger RNA, 219 nt
Organism: Daldinia childiae
Lineage: Eukaryota; Fungi; Ascomycota; Sordariomycetes; Xylariales; Hypoxylaceae
Product: Protein kish-A
Exons: 4
Coding region: 1-219 (72 amino acids)
Biological process (GO): intracellular transport; protein secretion
Source: RefSeq, a predicted model, not a curated record
AUGUCUGCGCUCUUCAACUUCCAGUCCCUCCUCCUCGUCAUCCUCCUCCUUAUCUGCACAUGCGCCUACGUACACCAAAUAUUCCCAACGAUUCUCGACAGGAAUAAGCAGGGUUUCAUGGGUAUUUUCUGGAAGGCUGCGAGAAUAGGAGAGAGGCUAAGUCCAUAUAUGAGUCUAUGCUGCGUAUUCAUGGCGUGCUCGAUGGUUAUUGGUAACUAG